AUGGGAAGAACCCCUGUGGCUGAGGCUCUAAACAGAUUUAGGGCAGUCUCCCACUCGCGUUCCAAUCACAGACCACGACUGUGCUUCAUCUCCUUGGAGGGCCCCCGGACGGGGCGGGGCGCGUUGGGGACGGGCAGAGGGCGGUGGUGGCGCCUUCCUCCGGAGGCCAGGCCACCCCGCCUCCCUUCCCCAGCCCUCCUAGGUGCCACCUUCCCCCGGGCAGUUUUCAUUCCGCUCGCUCACCCCGUCCCGUCAGUGCAGCGCCCCCGCACUGCGAUCUUGGGGGUCAUCUCUAGAAAGAACGCCAAAGCCCAGCCCGGAGUGCUCUCCAUACGCCCAUCCGCCUCCACCCUGGGCACCUCGCAGGGCUCCCCUUCCCCGAGCCGGCCAGAAACCCUCGGUCUCCGGGCUCGCGGGGGAUCUGUCCGUCCCCCGGGGGUCCCCUGCCCGGUCCCGAUGUGUGACCGAUCCUCCCAGCGGCCUCCCCGCUCCCCCGCGGCCAGCGUGCUGGAGCACCCCCGCUUUCUCCGUCACCCACGCUCCCCAGCUCCGGCGGUCCCUUCGCGGCCCUCUCGAAGCCCCGCCCACACCAGGCCCCCCCGGACCCCUCCCUCCCCAGACGUCCCCCCCUCGGCGCCCCGCCCCUACCCCCGCUGGUCGACGCCCCUCCCAGCCACCCCGUCCUUUUGUCUCCUCUUUGGUCUCUGGGUUCCCCCGCCCCUCCCUCGCUCCCGCCCCUGCACCCCGCGAGCACGCUCUUAUCUAGCCCAGGUCGCAGCGCCCCGCCCCUGGCCGCGCCCCGCCGGCCCCCUUCUGGUCGCGGCCCCUUCGCCACCCUCGGCGCUCCGCCCCGCCGGCCCGCUCCACCUCCCGGUUCCGACUCGCUCCUCCCGCCGCCGUUCCCCGACCCACCCUUCCCGGGGCCGGCGGCUUGCGAUCCCGCGCCCCCCCAUACACACACCCCGCACCUCCUCCGCCCCGCCUCGCUCGCUCGCUCGCUCGCUCACUCGCUCACCCGGGCCCUGCAGCGGCCCGGGUGAGCCUUUGCACCCCGCGGCCGCCCGCCCAGCCCGGGAGCACGAAAGCGGCUCCGAUCGCUCCUACCGGGCUAGGCUCGCGGAAGGUGCCCCCGGGGCCGCCGUCGGAAGUGUUUUGGGGGACACGGGCCGGUGGCAGAGCCGCCCUCAGGCCUGGCUGGGUCGUUUUGCGGGGAGAUGCCGUAGCUGGAGUGAUCUGGAUGACUUUAUCGGGACGUUACCCAGCUCCCACCUCAAACCCCAAAAGCGCAGCUCUAGCGGGACGGGGGGCCGUGAGAGACGGUCCUGA
Molecule: messenger RNA, 1326 nt
Organism: Suncus etruscus (white-toothed pygmy shrew)
Lineage: Eukaryota; Metazoa; Chordata; Mammalia; Eulipotyphla; Soricidae
Exons: 2
Coding region: 1-1326 (441 amino acids)
Source: RefSeq, a predicted model, not a curated record